Molecule: messenger RNA, 1356 nt
Organism: Anopheles arabiensis
Lineage: Eukaryota; Metazoa; Arthropoda; Insecta; Diptera; Culicidae
Gene: mRpL38
Product: 39S ribosomal protein L38, mitochondrial
Exons: 4
Coding region: 48-1280 (410 amino acids)
Cellular component (GO): mitochondrial large ribosomal subunit
Source: RefSeq, a predicted model, not a curated record
UCAUUUUAGCAUAGCCGGGCAUCCGCGUGAAGUUCUGUGAGAUAAACAUGGCCUUCUUUAUGCAUCGUUCCUGUGAAUAUUUACUAGUUAGGCCGAACGUGCUACAAACAUUUUGCGUUCGAGGUGGCCAUCAGCUGCGCGGUAAGCCGCCGGGCGUUGCCAAAACGCUUGUGCAGCGAUUGCAAGGUGAGAAAGUAUUAGAUCCGGAAAUUACCCGGCCCGUUAACAUCGGAUUUCCCCACAUUAAACCGGCCCGAUCGGUUCAAUUGUCCGAGCGUCUGCAACACCUCAAAGCCCAAAGAAACAAUGCUGAGCUAGAGCGGCUGUCGCGAGAAAGGAAGUUGGAAAUCGACCUCGAGCAAGUGCGUGCAGAUUGGGUGAAAACGAGCGGUCCCUUCCACAUCAAGCGAAUUGCCGAACAUUACGGUGUGUUCGAGCAUCUGUUCGGAGCGGCUUAUUUUGUGCCGCGCGUUGCUUUGGACAUCCAAUACCAGGCGGGCGAAUUGCUUCAUCCCGUGAAGUAUGGAAAUAUUCUGAAGCCGAGCGAAACACAGUCUGCCCCGCAGGUGCAGUUCGAUGGAAACUUUAACUUUACUGAGCAGCCGGCCAGUGAGGAACAGCAAAGCUGGUGGUCUUUGCUGCUGACCAACCCGGAUGGACAUUUUGAGGAUAGUGAAAAGGAAUAUUGCCACUGGUUUGUAGGAAACAUUCCCAACGGAGACGUUACGAGUGGGGAAGAGCUGGUUCCUUAUCUGCAGCCGUUCCCUGCUAAGGGCACCGGGUACCAGCGACACAUUUUUGUGUUGUACAAGCAGACAAGCCGUCUAGAUUUCUCGCAGUACCGGAUAACAGACGCAUUUGACUUACCAGCGCGCACAUUCCGCACGCUUGAUUUCUACCGCCAGCAUCAAGACAGCAUCACGCCCGCCGGUCUAGCGUUUUUCCAAUCCGAUUGGGAUACCAGCCUGCCUGACUUUUACAGAGAAAAGUUAAAGCUGCAACAUCCCGUGUUCGAAUACGAUUUUCCAGCACCGUACAUCCGCGAACAAGAAUGGUUUCCACUGCGCAAGCCGUUCAACCUGUACAUGGACAAGUAUCGUGAUCCGGCCCAAAUCCGAAAAGAGUAUCUUGCACGAAAGCUCGCCAAAACGCAUCCAUUUGAUGGGCCUGAACCUCCGCUGCGUUAUCCGAACGCUCAUGCGAUAAACGAUGUACCGUCCUGGUUGCGCACGGAAAUGAAAAAGGACCGUCUGGGAUGGGGUAGGAUAAACGAUAUUUGAUUUAAAUUUGAGUUUUGUUUAAACAAAAUAUACGCUUGAAUUACAAUAAAUACGUUAGUGUUUAGCCAAAAACUAA